AUCUACUCGAAUCGGGAGUGCUGGGGCUCAAGGCAUUCUUGUCUCCACUACCACCCACGGCGGGAUAUGAAAGCGUAUCACCAGAACAACUGUUGGAAGCAGCUCAAGUUUGCGGAAAACACGACAAGCCUAUUUUGGUGCACUCCGAGCUCAUGACCGAGCAAGAGCUAAUGCAACAAGUGCAAGAGAGCUUUAAAAAUGACAAUCCACGAUCUUACCAAGCCCAUCUCCAGUCGCGUCCGCCUCAAUGGGAACAAGAUGCGGUAGAAGUUGUCUGUCAAGCAGCAUCGUUCUGUCAUAUGCAUGUUGUACAUCUCAGCUAUGCCGGUUGUUUGGACGUCAUUGCCAAGACCAAAGCCGAUCCCAACAAACGACUGUCGGUAGAAACCUGUCCUCACUAUCUAAUGUUUGACGACACCAUGAUACCCGAUGGCGACACGCGUUUCAAAUGCUUUCCUCCCAUUCGCGACGCCGACAACCGAGAACGGCUAUGGCAAGGACUCGUAGGCGCUUUGAUUGAUAUGGUGGCGUCGGAUCACAGCCCCUGCGAACCGUCUCUCCGACGCCCGGGCAACAUGAAAGAUGCUUGGGGCGGCCUGACGGGUCUUCAAUAUCAACUGGCGGCGACGUGGACCGAAGCCUAUCGACGAAAGGCAUCGCUCUUGGACAUGGCCCGGUGGUGGAGUUACAAUCCUUGCAAGCUAGCAGGAUUGACGGACACCAAGGGAAGUUUGGAAGCAGGAAAGCAAGCAGAUUUUUGUUGGUGGGACCCACGGCAUGUUGCCGCGCCAAAUAGCUAUAGCCACGAGUAUCACCGAUGGAAAGGAGAUACGGUGUACGCAUCUGAUGCAAACUUGCGUGGUCGGAUCCUUGGUACUUGGGUGAACGGGGCAGAAGUGUAUCGAGGGAAAGAUGACGUUCACCUCGGGGAUCCCGUCGGUCGUUUCCAUGUGGGCUAGCAGCUUUGAUGCACGGUGAUCCACAAUGUCCAGGGAAGUAUCUUGUUGACAUCCCCCCUCUCUCGAUCACCAUCUCAGGGAUGCAACAAUCUUCCUUUUUCUGCAAUGGCCGUCGGCCGUACCGGUACCAGUACCAACCCGCAUCUAACAAAACCCGUGCUACCAUGAAAGAUGCACUAUGGCUUGGGUACUCCAGCAAUCCCAAUUCGAGAGCCUAGCUAGAUACAUGUAGUAACUACUUAUUGGUGGGUACUUGUCAGGUUUGCAAAAUCACUCCUAAUAAUCUACA
Molecule: messenger RNA, 1248 nt
Organism: Seminavis robusta
Lineage: Eukaryota; Bacillariophyta; Bacillariophyceae; Naviculales; Naviculaceae
Source: the annotation of a GenBank genome assembly